Messenger RNA from Achroia grisella, 549 nucleotides. RefSeq lists its product as uncharacterized. The record is from RefSeq and is a predicted model, not a curated record. NCBI's taxonomy places the organism in Eukaryota, Metazoa, Arthropoda, Insecta, Lepidoptera, Pyralidae. The coding region runs from base 1 to 549 and encodes 182 amino acids. Gene Ontology annotation, biological process: sensory perception of taste. The transcript is spliced from 5 exons. Gene Ontology annotation, cellular component: membrane.
AUGGUGCCCCUACCUUUCGGUUUUAAAGCAAACUGUAGUAAUACAAUAGUGUAUGUAGCAACAAGACACCCCAAUGUCGUAGGCAGCAUCCCGUUCACUGAGAACAUGCCGAAAGCAGAAAAUUUCUUGAACUCUACAUUGAAGAUUCUAGUUUACUUUAUAACAACUUUUCUACAGUCCCUGCUGUACAUUGAAAUACUUUUAAUUUGGAUCAAAAGUCAUGCGAUUGACAUAAAAUCAAUCGCUACACACUCAUUAGGAGUAACUUUCUGGAUAUUGAAAGGGUUGAUGAUAGAAUCAGCGUUAUGUUUAUCAUGCAAUAUGCUUUACCAAAGUGUAUCAGCCAGCCAACUGUCCAUAUACAAUACCAAUAUUUGGAAAUCUCGAAGUGUGCGACGGUUUUCUAAAAAUGUACUAAGAACUCAAAGGAUUCAUAGCAGCAAGAUCAGCGCUUUUGGUGUUUUUAAUGUUGAUGCAGCAUUACCCUUACGUAUGGGCGCAUUAAUAACUACAUAUACUAUUGUGUUAUUACAAUUUGCAUUUCUAUAA